AUGUCUGCACCGUCUGUUCUCGAAUAUGCCCGCUUCCACGGCCUAGCUGUCGACCACACCUCCGAAGAUCUCCUAGAAAACCUCUCCCCACUACCACUACGAGCUAUUGAGGAUGGCCAACUGCUGCCAGACCCAAAUUUCUCGGUAUUCGCUGACAAUGUCGCAGAGCCAAAGUUGCAGCUCACCCGCUGGGAGGGUUCCAUGCUAGCUGAGAGCAUCCGAAACCAUGACUCUGUCGUGAACUGGAGCAACUUCCUGCCAGAACGGCACCGUGUUCGAAAUCUAAAGGUUGAAGAGCCGUUGCUAGCAGGGGACCACGAGUCCGAUGUUCGCCGUUUCAGGCGUGAAGCAUCGAGCCACGUGGACACUGAACAUUUGUUCGAGACUUGCUCUUUGAUCAGCUCAGCGUCAGAACAGGACUUUGAAGAUGAAUGGAACGACAUCCAGUCCGGUCAUGCUCUGAGAGAGGUCGAACAAGAGCUGGAAGAUGAGAGAUGCAAUACUACGAAAGAGGCGCUGCUGCAUUUGUCUGCUUCGCUGAAGGAUCCUUUAAGCGCGGACACAAAGGCCACAAUACUCCAUAGCCUUGUCCCCGCCAUCCCAAGAGCGAGAUCUCUGACACCAUUGUUGAUGCCAGAGUCGCCAGUGCCACAAGCCCCGUCCUCCCCCGACCUCGACUUCUCUCUACGGUCUGAAGAAGAUAUUGAACGUGACAGUCUUCUGCUUCAGCUUGAGAGGGAAAUGCAAGAGAAAGACCAAAUACCCUCCGAAGGAAUGAACAAAGCGAGCCCAACGAUAGCCAAACAGGUACUCGAAGAGAUUCAGGACGCAACUCAGUUCAAGGUCGAAGACGAUCUCCGAAUGGAAGCAGUCUGUGCAUCACUCGAUGAGCGUCGGCAAGCGAGAAAGGACCUCGAAAAUCUACAGCUUGAUGUAUCGAUGAUCUUGUCCACUUCGGCAUCUGAAAAUUCGAGCGAACAGGGAGUCGAAUUGCCAGCUCCCGUGGUGCCUAUACCAGCUUCUCGAGCUCCAUUCUCUACAGUCACUGCACCAAACAGCCACGGCAUCGAAAUUCAACCGAAUCCAAUGACGACAGAAUGCGCGGUCAGCAGCAGAAAGCCAGCCCCUCUUGAAAUGGUAUUGUCUUCCGAAACAAGAAGUUCUGAAACUGAUGCGUUUCAGGCGAUAGAGGAUGGUCUAGAUGAUGAAUUGAUCAAGUUCUGUGACAAAGCGGAGAAAGAUAUAAAUGCCCGCUUGAAAGGUGACAAAAUCAGCAAACCAGAGGAGUGCUUGAAACAACCAGUGCCUCCACUGGAUCCAUUUUUUACUAGAUCUCCUUGUGACAGUCAAGAUGCCGAGCCACUCAUGCGCAAACUUGCUGAGAUGUGCUUGGUCAUCCCAAAUACGGGGCAUCUGCAGGGUGACAUGAAACUCAAUUGGUCUCCCUUUCCGCCCCGAUUCACCAAGCUGGAUCUUGUCGACAACAUUGGAGACGAUAGCAACAUUAGCAGGCUUGUGAGGGCCCCACAAGGAGUAAUCAGGAGUGAGCAAUUGCUUUGGAAAUCGCCUGGUGUGCGCAUCCUCGAUACGAACGAUGAGAGCGAUGGUGAAAUCGAACAGGACCUCGACUUACACGAGGACAUGUCCAAACCGGUCGAGCCUAUCGUUCCAGCCAAGAGACUCAAUGAUGGGUCAGACUCAAGUCGCGAGUCGUCUACCAAGAGUGCUUACACGUUGUUCAACCGUGAAGUCCAGAACACGGUGGCCAAAAAGACCAGCCGUGCCUUGAACGGCUUUUCAACUUCCAAUGCGCUGGAGGCAUUCCUUGACCUACGAGGCGGAAAGUUCAAGAAAGCAGCACCACCACAACCACCUUCUGUGAAUGAACUCGCAGACGAUCCCAUCCAGGCGACCCAGUUCGAAGAAGAGGAUCAGGUCACCUUGGCGCACGGUUUGACUUUGAAGCCAUCAGAAGCGCUGGCCGAGUUGAACCCAUACACCAUCCAGGUACCGUCAACACCAAUCGGAGUUGCAGCCACAGGUGGCAACGACGACCUGUGCCCUCUCAUGGACCCGAAGUGGCCUAAGACAAUCUUGGUCGAAACUGCCAUUCUCGGGAGUUAUCGAUCGCUUGUCAAUUUUCUAGAAACAAAUGGAGGCAACCGACUUAACAUCAUAUACCGAGAAAUGACCAAAUCUGACCGCAGUGCACCUCAUUCCGCGUCUCCUGACAUCAUUUUGAACCCCCAGACAGCUCUCAUGUUCACGAAUUUGCAGGCCCUGCACCAGAAAAACCUGCCUGGACAAGGGAUGCAAGAGGGUCAAGGUAUGGUUCAGAGCAGAGUCCUGAGGCUCGCGCAAAAUUAUACACAACUCUUCAUUUUAGUUACCAUGACAGGCCUCGGGAAUAGCUUACUGCAGUCACAAAUCGACACAUUGACCACUUUCUCAGGGUUUUGUGCAAAUAUUUCCGGUCGUCACGGCCUCAACGUGCACCCGCUUUGGGUCUCGUCCAGGUAUGGACCUCACUCAGUUGAGACGGCUCUUAAUAGGUUGACCUGGAACUUGGCUUGUUGCCAUGGAUUUCCGGAUACCGACCCUUCUCAGUCCCUGCGUGCGCAGAAAGACACAGCUAACUUCAUCAACGAAGAGACUCUCUGGGAGCAAUUUUGA
Messenger RNA from Fonsecaea multimorphosa CBS 102226, 2673 nucleotides. RefSeq lists its product as uncharacterized. The record is from RefSeq and is a predicted model, not a curated record. NCBI's taxonomy places the organism in Eukaryota, Fungi, Ascomycota, Eurotiomycetes, Chaetothyriales, Herpotrichiellaceae. The transcript is spliced from 2 exons. Bases 1 to 2673 code for a protein of 890 amino acids.